Messenger RNA from Vombatus ursinus (common wombat), 2765 nucleotides. RefSeq lists its product as uncharacterized. The record is from RefSeq and is a predicted model, not a curated record. NCBI's taxonomy places the organism in Eukaryota, Metazoa, Chordata, Mammalia, Diprotodontia, Vombatidae. Gene Ontology annotation, biological process: regulation of transcription by RNA polymerase II; cellular response to lipopolysaccharide. The transcript has 7 exons. The coding region runs from base 63 to 1181 and encodes 372 amino acids.
CUUACCUGCCGCCUCACCAAAAUCUGGGGCUUUAGGGGACCCUCCUGUUCCUGUGAAGAAGCAUGAGCAGUACAUCCAUUUUCCUGCCUGCCCCUCAGCCGGACGGCUCAGGCUUCUGCGCAGAUCAGGAAAGAAGGUUUCCAGAUGGAGCCAACCAGGUCCAAACCCUGGCAUUUGCACCUGUGGCCCGCAAAAGCCAGCCUCUGCCUUGGCACUCUCAUCCUCUCUCCAGGGAGAACACACUCUGUGCCUGUCCUGAGCCCAAAGGUUCAGAGAAUGGCUCAGAGGAGGGUAUCACUUAUGCCUCAGAGAACAUGGCAAUGUCAGCCGAUGAGGAGAAGUUGCUUCUGCUGCACAAGACUACAGAGCUCUGCAAGCUCAACAAAAAGCUUAUGAAGCUGAAUCAGGAGUGGGACCACAUCUACCGCAUAGCUACCUUGCAAAUGCAGCAGAAGAUGAGCACCCUACAGAUGGAGGUGGUUGGCUUCAAGCAGCAGACGGAGCGCCUGAUCAUAAAGCUCGACCACGAGCAGGAGCUUGAAAAGAACCUGCAACUCCGGGAAUAUGUGAGGUACCUUGAGAGCAGACUGCAGCAGAAUAACGAGCAGCAGACCAUGGUGAAUUUCUGCGAAGGCUAUGGUACUUCUCCAAUCCUGCUGACCAGGAGGAACUUAAGGGAUAGUGGCCAGUGCAGGCACGGGCUAGGCAGUGCCAAAGGACUGAAGACUAUGUGCUGUAAGCACCCGCUGGACAUCUCCCACUCGGAGAAAGAGAUGACUGACCUCAUCUAUCAGCGGGAGGCCUUGAAAUGCCAGACUGAAAUGUAUGAAGCUAAUUCCCUGACAGAGCACAAAGUCCAGGAGCAAAUGAAAGCAGAAAAUGAAAACCUGCGCCAGAAGGAAGAGGAGAUGAAACAGCAAAUGGCACUUUUGCAAGAACAGCUCAAGAUGUUUGAAGAUGACUUUAGGAAGGAUCGCACUGACAAGCAUAUCUUCCAACGGCUCCUGAACAGAUCUCGUGGCAAAAGCCCCAUCACUGGGGCCUCUGAGUACAGUACCAAAGAGAAGUUUGCUGCCUCUUCCAUAGUCACCUCCACCAGGCCUAAGGCAGGAGGCUGCAGCAAGCCAUGUGAGCGCCAUACACUGAAAAGCAACGAAGGCACAAAAAACUCUAAGAAGUGAGAGCGUGAGACCCAGGUGACCCCCUUAUACUGAGACUUUUAGGAAGUCCGAGGGGCAAACCCUUCAGGGAGCUUAGCCGUCUUCCCCAAUCAUUUUUCUCAAAGCUAAGACAAACAUCUAUAUACUGAGCACCUACUAUGAGCAACAUUUCCUUAACUGUGGGGCAUUGUCUUUCAAGCUCCCACAUUCCCUGUAGAAAGUGCUAACAUUUCUAGAAGUCAACUCUGUCCUAGCUUGGACCAUGCAUGGUUAGAUUGGGCCGAGGUCAGUAUAUGACUAGAGUGGGACGAGCUAUACAAGCAAAGCCACUGACCACAUUUGAGUCAUUUUGUUCAAACCAUGAGUUAGACUCGAACUCACCUUCUCCCCACCCAAAGGCUGAGAAUGCUCCUUCUAGCUUAAGUCAACUAGCAUUGUAUUCUGUGACAGGAAAGCAUGCUGUGGAUAGCAUUUGGCUUCCAGGUAGCACAUGACUCCAACUGCAGAAGAGUCAGUAGGCAGAAAAUAAACUCCAACUGAAAACUAAACCAGCAGAGAAUAGAAGGCAGUAUCCUUUGAAUUUAUAGUUUUAGGGAGAAUUCAUAACUAAGACAAGUAUAGAGGAGAUCACAAUAGACAAAAUAGAUUUUUGGGGGGGGGAUUAUAUGAAACUUAAGAGCUUUUGCACUAAUAGAAAUCAACAUAAUAACAUUAAAAAGAGAAACUGAUUGGGGAAAAAAUCUUCAUAGCGUAUAUCUCGAAUAAGGGUCUGAUAGCCUAGAUUUAUAUAGAAUUGAUACAAAUAUUUAAGACCAAGAACCAUUCCCCAAUAGAUAAGUGGUCAAAGAAUAUGAACAAAAUUUUCAAAAGAUGAAAUGUAAAUGAUCAAUGACUGUAUGAAAAACUGCUCCAUAUCACUAAUGAUAAGAGUGAUACAAAUCAAAACAACUCUACCAUUUUAUAUCAUACCCAGAAGAUUGUCAAAGAUGAUAAAAGAUGGAAAUAGUUAAUGUUAGAGGGGCUGUUAUGGCCAGAAAAGCCCCAAAAUACAUCAUUAGUGGAGCUGGGAAUUCGGCCAAUCAUUCAGGAAAACAACUUGGAACUCUGCUAUAAAGAUAUCUAAUUGUUUAGAUCUUUUGACACUGUGAUAUCAUUUUGCCGGGCAUUUAUCACAAGGUCAAAGACUGAGGGAAAUGUCCUGAACACACCAAAAUAUUUAGAGCAACACCUUUUGUGAUAGCAAGAAACUGGAAACAGGGUAGAUGCCCAUCACUUGGGGAAUGGCCGGACUAGUUGUAGUGUGUGAAUGCAACAUAAUAUUAUUUCUCUGUAAGAAAAACUAGCAUGAGUUUUAAUUGAAUGAAAUAGAAUCACUAGGUAUUUUUAAUUGACCUUCUCUCUUAAGUUGUCUUUAUUAGAGUCAUGGUUACCAGGUAUCUCAUAGAAGUAGAGGUCCUCUUCCCAUUUCUCUUUAGAAGCCCUGGUUUUCAGGAGAAUUGAUGUUCACUGCAGCCCUUCAUCCACACAGUGAAGGGGGAAGCCAUGUUCUUUUUUAUUUUCAUUUCUCCUGUCCACCCCUCCCCAAAACUUCCAUCAAUAUUUUCA